Messenger RNA from Polypterus senegalus (gray bichir), 4479 nucleotides. RefSeq names its product aminopeptidase N-like. Gene Ontology annotation, biological process: proteolysis; peptide catabolic process. Gene Ontology annotation, molecular function: peptide binding; metalloaminopeptidase activity; zinc ion binding. The record is from RefSeq and is a predicted model, not a curated record. Lineage: Eukaryota; Metazoa; Chordata; Cladistia; Polypteriformes; Polypteridae. The transcript has 22 exons. The coding region runs from base 432 to 3317 and encodes 961 amino acids. Gene Ontology annotation, cellular component: cytoplasm.
UUAAGCAGACACAUCCCUGCUUGGGAUAAAGGAGCUGCCCGUCUGUUCUGUGGAAAGUAGACUUUGUGGUAUCAUCUGCAAAUCUUGUGCUGAUAUUUCGUCCUCCUACUGUAACGCCUAGCAACUCUAUACAGGGGGUCCUCGGGUUACAACGUCUCGACAUACAACGCUCACUCCCAUAAAAACUUGAGACGUGAGAAGGAAUAAAGGAAUUGCUAACCAAAGAGGCAUUUCAGAAGCUCUCUACCUUUGUCUCCUCCCUGGCUGAACAUUGCCCACUUUUUUAUGUCAGUAGCCUGCUCUUCUUUAUCUGCGAUAAUCCGAAGAGGAGUGGCUUGGAUAAUUAAAGGACGCUGACAAUAGGGAUAUAAAAGCGAGCCGGACGGUAGGCACAACCUCUUUACUCCAAGAGCUGCACAGAAGAAUUAGAAAUGGGCAAAGGGUUCUACAUCAGCAAGACCUUGGCAGUGGUGGGCAUCCUGUUUGCAGCUACAGCUGUUGCCACCAUCAUUGCCCUAGCAGUGGUCUACUCUGAAGCAAAAUCCAAAAACGAGGAGACUAUUAAAACCUCAGCUGCUCCUGAGGUGACCAGUCAAACCUCUCAGCCGACCACCUCUCUUCCACCGAAUUACAUAUGGAAUAGAUACAGGCUGCCGGACUCUCUUGUUCCAAUAUCAUAUGAUGUGUUGCUUUGGCCAAAGUUAGACACAUACAUCUUUACUGGAAACUCCACAGUCAUCUUCAAAUGUAAAAAAGCAACCAACUACAUUCUGAUUCACUGCAACAAGCUAAACCUGACAAACUUUGGAGAUCACUAUGCCAUAAUCAGCACUGAAGAUGGCUCAAAGGAUCCAGUAAUUCUCAAAAGCUUUAUGGAAGAAAAGACUCAAUACCUGGUCCUGGAGCUCCAAGAAGAGUUGGAAGUUGAGAAGUCCUACAGACUAUUCACAAGUUUCGUGGGAGAGCUGGCAGAUGACUUAGCAGGCUUCUACCGCAGUGAAUAUGUUGAGAAUGGAGAAAAAAGGGUUGUGGCCACCACCCAGAUGCAAGCUGCAGAUGCUAGGAAAGCCUUCCCAUGUUUUGAUGAACCAGCCAUGAAAGCUGUAUUCAAUAUCACCCUGAUCCACAAGCCAACAUUUUCUGCUCUGUCCAACAGUCCAGUUAAAGAGGUAAAACAGAUCACCGUAGCCGGAGAAAACUGGGAUGUCACCAGCUUUGAGCCAACACCAAAAAUGUCUACUUACCUGUUGGCUUUCAUAGUCUGUGAUUUUGGCCACAUUCAAUCCGAAGAGAACAACAUUUCGAUUAGUAUCUGGGCUCGCAAGAAUGCUAUUAAUGAAGGCCAAGGACAGUAUGCCUUGAAUAAAACAGGAUCCAUACUUUCUUUUUUUGAAAGCUACUAUAAUGUAAAAUACCCUCUACCAAAAUCAGAUCAGAUAGCACUUCCAGAUUUCAAUGCAGGUGCAAUGGAGAACUGGGGUCUUGUGACCUACCGAGAGACUGCUCUGCUGUACUCCCCCAAGAUCUCUUCAAUAGGAAAUAAGGAGCGAGUUGUGACAGUGAUCGCUCAUGAGCUGGCACAUCAGUGGUUUGGAAAUCUUGUGACCUUAAAGUGGUGGAACGACUUGUGGCUCAAUGAAGGUUUCGCUUCCUACGUCGAGUACCUUGGUGCAGACAAUGCUGAGCCCGAGUGGAACAUUAAAGAUCUUAUUGUCUUGAAUGACGUCCAUCGAGUCUUUGCUGUGGAUGCCCUUGCAUCCUCUCAUCCGCUGACCUCUGAAGAAGAAGAAAUCAACACCCCGGCUCAAAUCAGUGAGCUUUUCGAUUCCAUCUCCUAUAGCAAGGGAGCAUCUGUUUUAAGAAUGCUGUCUGAAUUUCUGACUGAAAAAGUCUUUCUUCAGGGACUAACGUCCUACCUGACAGCCUUUGAAUAUAGCAAUACUGUGUACCAGAACCUUUGGGAUCACUUGCAACAGGCACUAAAUAGCCAGACAGAAGUGAAACUCCCCGAGACAGUAAGCAACAUCAUGAAUCGCUGGACUCUGCAGAUGGGCUUUCCAGUUGUGACCAUUAAUACCCAAAAUGGAAACAUCUCUCAAGAACACUUUCUUCUCAAUCGCUCAUCCAUCGUCAACAGGACAUCCCCAUACCACUACGUCUGGUUUGUGCCCAUCACUUGGAUGAAACCAGGAGAGAACGAGAAGACUUACUGGAUGCUUAAUAAGUCAGAAAUAGUGAAUGAUUUUGCUACAUCUGGAGAUAAAUGGAUCCUGGCAAACAUCAAUGUCACUGGCUACUACAGGGUUAACUAUGACAUGGAGAAUUGGGACAGACUUCGCACACAGCUGGAGACCGGCCAUAACGUCAUCCCAGUUAUAAACAGAGCCCAGAUCAUCGAUGAUGCAUUUAAUCUAGCAAGAGCAAAUUAUAUUCAAUCUACAGAUGCCUUGGACAUGACAAAAUAUCUCAGAAAUGAAGUCGAAUUUAUGCCUUGGGAAUCAGCCAUAGACAACCUCGGCUACUACAUUCUCAUGUUUGAUCGGACGGAAGUGAAUGGGCCCAUGCAGGCUUACCUUAGGAAUCAAGUUACUCCUCUCUAUCGUUAUUUUAAAAAUAUCACUAAAGACUGGAAGGAAGUGCCCACUGGCCUCACUGAGCAGUAUAACCAAAUCAACGCCAUUAGUAUUGCCUGCAGCAAUGGCUUGACUGAAUGCAGAGACCUGGCCGUAGACCUCUACCAGCAAUGGAUGAACGAUUCUAACAAUAACCCAAUUCAUCCAAACCUGAGAACGACCAUCUACUGCAACGCCAUAGCUGCUGGUAGGGAACAAGAAUGGGAUUUUGGCUGGGAGAUGUUCAAGAACGCAUCCAUCGCUACUGAAGCAGACAAACUACGCUCAGCUCUCGCCUGUACAAAACAGCCCUGGCUUUUAAACAGGUAUCUUGAAUAUUCCCUCAAGCCGGAUAAAAUCCGCAAGCAGGAUGCCACCUCCACCAUUGUUUAUAUUGCUAAUAAUGUGGUGGGCCAGCCACUAGCCUGGGAUUUUGUACGAGCUAACUGGGCGAAGAUAUAUGAACAGUAUGGUGGAGGCUCCUUCUCCUUUUCAAACCUCAUCGACGGGGUGACAAAGAGAUUUUCAACUACAUUUGAGCUCCAACAGCUGGAGCAGUUCUGGAAGGAUAACCAACACAUUGGCUUCGGUUCUGGUGAGAGAGCUUUGCAGCAGGCUUUGGAGAGGACGACCGCCAACAUCCAGUGGGUGAACGCUAACAAGGAGAAAGUGUUGAAAUGGUUUAGAGAUAAUACGCCUCAAUAGGACUGAAAUACAUGGAGUCACCUGGCCACCCUUUUGUGCAGCACUUCAAGUAAAGAAGGCAGGACAGAGCUAUGAGCUAAGCUGUGCUGGUAUGUGGACGAGAUACUUGACAGUAAAAGAAAACCCAAAUCCAAUGGCUCGGCUAACAGCCCUGCUCCCAUCAUUCUAUCUAACUAGACAUUUUUCCACUAGCAAUGCAAACUGGACAAGUGCCUUUGGGGAAGCAGUAAGGAAAGCAUCUGUGAUUUUUGACUUUUAUUUCCAACAAUAGCGGAAAGAAUUGGACGGGCCCAAUAUUGUGUAACUGUCCAAUAAGCUCCCCCAUAAUGUUCCUGCUUAUCCACUCACUCUGUUCACUGUGUCUCAAAAGGCCGCAGCUGCUGGAUAAAGAAGAGAAGACAACAAUGCACUAUGUGGCUCAAUGUAGACUUUUUAUUGUAUGUACAUACUUAAAAUGAAGAUCCUAUACAGCAAAUAUGAUUACAAAUGAUUUAUAUAUAGAGUAUGAAUGGAUAUAUCUAUAAGAAAGAAGUUUAUAUUUUAAAGCUUUCUCGACAAAAAGAUAACCUCGUAUGUUUGUUGAUGUGGAGUGCUUAUCAACUUGUAUAAUUUUUUAUUAUUUUCUAUCUACUUUUGCACUGAGCCGUCCUCUCAUGUGGAAGGUGAACUGAACAUGUUUGGGUCUAAUGAAGUGCCUUCUUAUGUUACUUUGGAUAUCGAUUAGGGAGAGCAGCUUCUGAAGACGUCUUUCUUCAGACUAGCGAUAUUCAUUGAGUACAAGCGUGGCACCAUCCUCCUUAGGAAAUCAUUGACAAUACUGGAAUCCUUCUACACUUUAUACACUGAUUUGAUGGCUAUCAGGAAUAUGCAAUCCAUUACAGUCUUGAUUGAUUCUUUUAGCAAAAGCAGUGAUCUGUCCUUCUGCUAAUUCUACUGGUCAAAGUCUCAGGGAGUUGGAGAUAUCCACUUUGAACCAUGGGUACAAAUAUAAAUAAUGUGAAAUAUUAGAUGUGCAACCAGCUUACGUCAACAUUGUACAUGCCAGAUCCCUGCAAUGAUCGCUUUAUUACAGUGUAAGACGGCAGUUCUGGGUGGCACAGUGGCGCACAGUUUGGGGACCCGGAUUCACUUCCCGGGUCCUCCCUUCGUGGAGUUUGCAUGU